This is a messenger RNA of Frankliniella occidentalis (western flower thrips), 1958 nucleotides long. It is a transcript of the gene Ythdc1, whose product is annotated as YTH domain-containing protein 1. Gene Ontology annotation, biological process: mRNA splicing, via spliceosome; regulation of alternative mRNA splicing, via spliceosome. The record is from RefSeq and is a predicted model, not a curated record. Bases 223 to 1659 code for a protein of 478 amino acids. Gene Ontology annotation, cellular component: nucleoplasm. NCBI's taxonomy places the organism in Eukaryota, Metazoa, Arthropoda, Insecta, Thysanoptera, Thripidae. The transcript has 2 exons. Gene Ontology annotation, molecular function: mRNA binding; N6-methyladenosine-containing RNA reader activity.
CUUCACUCUUCACAACACCAACACCAACGCUCCAUGAUCUAAAAGGCAACGAUGGUCAAAGUUUUGUAGUUGACGAUCUUUGUGUGUGUAAAAUCAAAAACUUUGUGACCCCGAUGUAUUAUCAAAGCUUAUUUUCAUAUAGCGUAAUCAUCCUUUUAAGGUGAGGGCUCCGGCUGCUCUUCAACACUUCAUUCCAAUCCCAUUUCUGCUGUUGGAACAAUUAUGGAUGUGGAUCUGGAUAUGGAAGUGGACGAUAAACCACCUGUGAAAACUGAAGAAGCCCAAACUAACGAUCAAGAAUCCUCAGAAGAGGCUCAGGGAGAAAACAUAAAUUUAACUUUCAAUGAAGAGAUGCCUGAUGAGAAAACUGAAGAAAUGCCCGAGUAUGACACCCGAAGUGAAGUUUCAUCAUCGUCAUCUGACUCUGAUUCAAGUCAGCCCAGUAUAAGUUCAGUUAGUACCAACUCUUCCAGUGGCAGAAAAGGUAGAAGUUCAAGACAUAAACGGUCCUCUCAUACAUCUGAAAAGAAGAGUCCCACACCAGAAAAACGGCCUAAAUCAAGAGAAAAAGGAAAGUCUUAUGAUUAUGCUACUAAAUUAAACUAUCUGUUUCGUGAUGCUCGAUUCUUUGUGAUCAAGAGUAAUAACGCAGAAAACGUUACUUUAUCUAAAGCUAAAGGAGUUUGGUCGACACUGCCUCAAAAUGAGACAAAACUCAAUCAAGCUUUUAAAGAAUCCAGAAAUGUUCUAUUAAUCUUCUCAGUCAAGGAGAGUGGAAGAUUUGCAGGUUUUGCCAGACUCAAUGGAGAGUCCCGGCAUGAUGUUGCUCCAAUCUCAUGGGUGCUACCACCUGGCUUAUCAGCCAAGGCUUUGGGUGGUGUUUUUAAAGUAGAUUGGGUGUGUAGGAAAGAACUUCCAUUUACUGCUACAAUGCAUCUGUAUAAUCCUUGGAAUGAGGGUAAACCUGUAAAAAUAGGACGGGAUGGUCAAGAAAUAGAACCUAGAGUAGCAGAAGAGCUUUGUAGACUUUUCCCUGAAGAUGAGGGAAUUGAAAUGACUCCAAUAUUAAGGAAGUCUAAGGAAGCAGCUAAACUAGUACGCCCAAGAAGUUCUAGUUACAGAAGAGAGGGAUACAACAACAGAAGUAACCGCUUCAGUUCUUCACGGUCUUCAUCAUUUGGCUUCCGUGGUCGUGGUGCUUCCUUUAAUCGAGGCCGAAAGACAUUUGGUGUAUCUCGUAAUCGCCUUAGUCAUAGUGGAGCUGUAUAUAAAUCAUCAUCAUCCCGACAUCGGGAGAGGCUUCCACCUAUGUGGUUUGGAUCAUCUCGUGAUGGAAGCCGCCCGUUUGGUGCUGCAGCAGCUGCAGAGGCUUACGUAGCUGAUUACAUGCGUAGUCUACAGCAUCAGCUUCCCCCAAUGCCAUAUGCACCUCCUCCAGGGGUCUUUGCUGGGUCUCCGAAUCCCUAUGAUUCAAUCCCUCCACCAAGAUACUAUGAUGGACUUCCUUUGCCAGAAUAUCCACCAUUACCCCCAAGAAGUAAUGGGUACUCAGAUAAGAGGUCAUAUGAUCGUUCAGUUGAUGAGUUUUUAUGGCGCACAAGAGAGAGGCGGGACCGUGACAGGGACCGAGACCAUCAUAGGUACCGUGAACGGCGAUAGAGCUAGCGACUUAAAUAUUGUAUAUGAUCUAUUAUUCCAGUUGCUAACAUGUCCAGUGCUGUGUAUUUUCUCUUGAUAGAUCUAUGAAUAAUUCUGUGUUAGUUGAAUUUUAAGAAUUUUAACCACACUGUAUAGUGCGGUACAGUAUCUAUUCUGUCAAAAGGUGUUGUAUAUAAUUUUGUAAGUAGAAAGUAAUUAUGUAAAGGUGAAAAUGAGAAGAAUGAAUCUGGGAGAAUCCUCCCAUUCCUAGUUGCGUAUGAAAAUUGAAAAAGGUGAAUAAAAAGUGUGGGGAAAUUGAA